Messenger RNA from Manduca sexta (tobacco hornworm), 1902 nucleotides. Its product is annotated as E3 ubiquitin-protein ligase RGLG1. The record is from RefSeq and is a predicted model, not a curated record. NCBI's taxonomy places the organism in Eukaryota, Metazoa, Arthropoda, Insecta, Lepidoptera, Sphingidae.
AUGAAAGGUCCCGAGGACCGGCGGGCGCAUCCAAGAAGGCAGGCGGGCGUGCGCGCCUCGGCCGGUGCGGCCACAUUAGCAUGCGAGCCGCCGCACGCGCCACCUACUUACCAUGAGCAAUGCGGAACGCGCCUGGCUCACUCAGAGAAUUUAAUUGUGUUCCAUUAUCAUAUUUAGGUUCUUUUACGGUAAGUCAAAAGUGAAAACUGAAUGGGACUCGACGUCGCUUGUCAUUCGUCAGCUGCGAUCGAUGGCGACAACUUCUUUCCGGCUUCUACUCGACGAUUAAUAAAAAUGGCGUUACUUCGGCACUGUUCAGCAAUAUUGGCACUAAGUGCAUGCGUCGCGGCGAUUCUCGGACCUGCAGGAAACUCCACGAAGACUGCGUCUCUGAAAGCGGAUUCAUACUUAGAUGCAUACUCGAAAUCAAGAAUAGAUGCUGAGAAGGCGAAACAAGGCGUGAUCAUAGUAACAGCGAAAGACGGAGAGAAGAAAAUCUCAAAUCGCGACGACAGCUACAGCUCUGGCUAUGACUACACUCCCUCGUACUCAAGCGACAGUGGCUUCAGUUCUUCUGGACCCUCGGACUUGUCCGGACCGUCCAGUAGCUACUUACCGUCAUCGAGUCACAGUUCGUCGACCGUAAAGUUUGAAUCGGAUAUAACGUACGAUGCACCACCUAAUACGUACGGUCCUCCGUCGCAAAGUUACGGGCCACCGACGCAGACUUACGGCCCUCCUGCUCAAACUUAUGGGCCUCCUGCGCAAACUUAUGGCCCACCUGCGCAAACUUAUGGCCCGCCUGCGCAUACUUACGGACCACCCGCGCAGACGUACGGGCCUCCAGUCCAUAAGCCAUUGCCUCCCAUAUACGGACCCCCUAUGAAACCUUCUUACCCAGUUCCCUACGGAGCGCCAUCUUUGGGAUUUUUCGACAAACUUGCCUUUAAACUGGACAUCCUUACCAUUGGAAAAUUGAUGUUGAAGUUCCUGAUAUUCAAGAAACUUGUGACAAUGCUCGCGGUUGUGUGCAUGUUGCUGGUGAUACCAAAACUUAUUUCCUUUAAGAAAGACGGAAAUUCUAAUAAAGACGAAGAUGAACGCAGUUUUGGCAGGAGUAACAUUGAGGAGUUGACAUCAGUGCAGCAAUUGUUAGAGCGCGCCAUAUCAGUAUACAGAAGGCAGGAGCCGAACUGCGGAGUGGCAUGUCGUGCACGAAGGGUUCUUGACGACGUUUACGAAUUUCAACCUUACAUCAGGCAAGAUGCGUUUACCUCAAAUUCGUAAAUACAACUGGUUGUUCACGAAAGAGUGAAGUUCGGUGCCAUCGGGAUUAGUCUGACAAAUUAUAGGAUUAUUUAUUUUGUUAUUUAUUUAAUUUAUAAUAGAUAGUUGUUAUUUAUGCAAUUAAAGUAUUUUUUCAAAUUUCGAGUAAUUUUGAGCUUCUCACGUAAUAUCCCCGACAUCGUUACCAGUCAUAAACAUUUUAUUCGUAUACUACUUAUAGAUGUAUGUAACUUUGUACAAAUUAUUUUAGAGACUAAUCAAAACAAAAGUAAAGUAGAUUACUUAGUAUUUUUAUUAGAUUUAGUAUAGGGACGAUUAAAUGGGCAUCUAAAUGGUAAGAUAUGAUCAACAUAUAUUAUGCCUCACUGACUGCUUUGGUGACGUCGUUGUAAUGCGUACACAGUACGAGUACGAUUGCCGCGCUGAGAUCUUGUGUUCGAAGCCAUUGGGUCGGGCCAAAAAUAAUUGUGAUUGGGAUUUUUCAUCUUAAAAAUUACUCAGUGACGGUUCGGAGUCUGGAAGUUGGCGGUAAAAUAACCCCAUUCGGAAAGUACAUAAAGCCGUUGGUCUUGCGUUUGAUCUCUCUCUCUGGUCAUGUCGGAUUACCGUCUCAUU